Chenopodium quinoa (quinoa) is the source of this 1681-nucleotide messenger RNA. RefSeq lists its product as uncharacterized. The record is from RefSeq and is a predicted model, not a curated record. The coding region runs from base 303 to 1274 and encodes 323 amino acids. NCBI's taxonomy places the organism in Eukaryota, Viridiplantae, Streptophyta, Magnoliopsida, Caryophyllales, Amaranthaceae. The transcript has 8 exons. Gene Ontology annotation, cellular component: membrane.
AGCAGAAACAAAAGGUAGGUGGCAAGAAAAGAAAGUAAACACGUUUGGAGAAAUAUCAAGAGUAGUAAGUACACUUGGAGUAUCUGUCAGUCUAAACACCCAUUCGUACUAAAUCAAUGCUUAAAGUAGUACACGUUGAACAAGUAUUAUAAGAAUUUUCAAGUUUAUUGGUAUGAUCCUAACUUAUAGUAUAAUCUAAUCACCAAAGCAGAUAAGAUGAUAGAUUGAUUAGCUAGUAGUAACAUAAAAUUCAGAGAUUUUACUCUGUAAAGUGUAAAGUGAAAAGGGUGGGUGGAUGGGCGAUGGAAGUGGUGCAUUGGUACAGCGUCGUUUCAGUGGUUGUUGUAGUAACAGCAGCUGUUGGCUCCGUUUACGUUCUGUGGAGGAAGAACCACGACCAUACACAACCUCGUGCAGCUGGAAUUGGAACAUCUGAUAGUCUUCUAUUCAAUACUAAAAAUAAUCCUAGUAGUAGUGAAAGCAGCGACCAUUAUUGGAGCAGCUGCUGGAGUGGCUUACAUCCUGCUUACCUUGUUGUGUUUCGGCUGCUCUCUUUAUCUGCCCUUGCUUUCUUCUUAGCAUGGGAUAUCCAUCAUUGGGGUCCUUCCAUCUUUAUCUAUUACACCGAGUGGACUUACUCUUUAACUAUGAUGUAUUUCGCGAUAGGGACUGUUAUCUCUGCUCAUGGUUGCUGGUUAUUACACAAACAUAACAACAAUGAUACUCCUUGUUUACAAGAGUCUCCAGGAAGAGGAAGAGUUGAUUUGGAAGAUAUUCCAACAACAACAUCAAAUUUGAAUUAUGGAAAACAGCAAACCCCUGGAUUUUGGGGAUAUCUUAUGCAAAUUACAUACCAGAUAAGUGGAGGUGCUGUUAUUUUGACUGACAUUAUAUUUUGGUGUAUUAUUGCCCCUGCGUCUUCAAAUACACGCCUUGGCUUGACCCUGCUGAUGGGAUGCAUCCAUACCGUGAAUGUGGCCUUUUUGCUUCUCGACACUUGCAUGAAUCGGCUUACAUUUCCUUGGUUCCGGCUUGCUUAUUUUGUGCUGUGGAGCUCAGCAUAUGUCAUCUUUCAAUGGCUCAUACACCUCUGUGGUUUCACUUGGUGGCCAUAUCCUUUUCUAAAGCUGUCAACACCUCUGGCUCCUCUCUGGUAUCUGGUCCUAGCUGCAUGUCACGUUGUUUGUUACGGGCUGUAUGCAUUAAUCGUGCGAGGGAAGGAUUUGCUCUUUUCCAAAUUAUUUCCACAUUCAUAUAUUAGAUCACAGUAUUAAUUCAGCUACCCUUCUAUUCUUCCUCAAGAGAUUUGGAGGGUUAUAUGUACUCUACUUUCUACUUAAAUUCGGAAUUAAAGAUGAGAUUGAUUGAUUCUCAUAUUUAGCUACGACUUUAAGUAUUAUUUACAAUAUUGAACUGUAUCACUGAUUCUCUAUAUCUCAAUUAAAUGAAAUGUUUUCAUACAUGGAGGAAUAAGAAAAUCCUUUUUUUUUUUUUUUUUAAUAAAAGUUUUCGCCAUUCCAAAUAGAUAGAGCAGGCAAUCAAGUAGGCAUGUCACUUGUGUGAAACAAACAAUACAAGCAAGAAUGUUAGCUAUUGAUUACAUCCUUCAAUGGUACAAUAAUAAGAUUAAGCAGCUAUAUAAGUUAGCCAAUCAGCUAUAUUAAGCCUAUAACAGAUUAAU